This is a messenger RNA of Danio rerio (zebrafish), 1641 nucleotides long. It is a transcript of the gene lin52, whose product is annotated as lin-52 DREAM MuvB core complex component. NCBI's taxonomy places the organism in Eukaryota, Metazoa, Chordata, Actinopteri, Cypriniformes, Danionidae. Gene Ontology annotation, cellular component: DRM complex. Gene Ontology annotation, biological process: regulation of DNA-templated transcription. The record is from RefSeq and is marked provisional.
GUUGUUGUCAAGAUGGCGUCUCCGAAUGGAGGUGAGGACUUUGAAUCUUCUCUGAUAAGUUUAGAAAAUCUUGACCGGGCUUCACCUGACCUGUGGCCAGAGCAGUUGCCGGGUGUGUCAGAAUUUGCAGCAUCCUUUAAAAAUCCUAUUACAAAUUCUCCACCCAAAUGGAUGGCUGAACUGGAGUCAGAGGAUAUUGAAAUGUUGAAAGAAUUAGGAAGUUUGACCACAGCAAAUCUGAUGGAAAAGGUGAAGGGUCUGCAGAAUCUGGCUUACCAGUUGGGCUUGGAGGAGUCUCGAGAAAUGACGAGAGGGAAAUUCCUCAACAUCUUGGAGAGGCCCAAAAAGUGAAGAGACAGAUGGUGAUUGUUGACCUGUGGGGUCAGCUAUUAGCUGAUUGUGAAACUGUAAGGCAGAAUGAUGAUUUGUGUGCUUUCUAACGCUUUCACGAAGACUUGACUGAUUUGGGGUCAAAACGUCAUAACAGUUCAGCAUUUUUGUAUAUAUGUUUGUAAAAUGUUUGGCUUCUUUUAAUAGCAGCUGCUGAGUAGUAUGGGUUAGAUGGCGGUGUGCUUUUCAAUACGUGUAUUUAUUUUUCAUUCUUCAGUGUUUAAUACAACUUCAGUUGUUUUAAUAAAAAAAAAUUUAAUGUUGUUUAACGGUAGUACAGCUCGUGUCAACGUUUUUUUUUCUUUUUACUUUUGGCAUCAGCUAGUGCUGCUUUGCUUUCCAAUGGCCAGCCAAUGACAUUUGCUGAAAGUAGCUUCUGUCAAACAAUGAGGGAGUUCAUGAAGAAGCGUUCAAACUUUUAAUUAGGGCAAUAACUUCAUGCCUGUGCCACUCCAUCGACUGCUCCAUUAACGUCUCUGUUUUGCUCGGGAAAUGUAAAAGGCUUUGACAUGAGAGUGCUUCCAAACCAGUGCAAGGCCAUUUUUUUCUAUUUAAUGGGAAUUGGAAGUUUUGAAGGCCCCCAGCACAAAACAUUGCGUAAAAAUAAUAUUGCUCAUUGUUAUCCCUGUUAACAAGAGUUGACAUAAUUACUAGGGCCAUUUCUUCUCUAAUUAGCACACUUCCAGGGACAUUGGCGCGAACGGUCCCGGAGAAAAGGGAAUCAGACAGGCAUGCUGAACGGCAAACAAAGAACACUCCGGCGAGUGUAAUUAGGUGAGACAGUGGCCAGGACUGUUCUCGGCUGGAGAUGUCGUAGGGGCUUCGGCUGCGGUUGGUGAGUGUUCGCUCCUGCUCCCACCAAUUCUUAGAGGUACGCCUCUCUCCCCCCUACCAGUGCCUAAUAAGCCCCUAAUUGUCUUUCUGAUUCACAUGGAACAAGCAAGCUGCUGAUUUGAACCUUGCAAAGCUACUGCUGGUGUCUGUUCCUGCUUUGGAGGACCCAGAAUUGCCCCUUUAUAAACAAGCUUUUGUUGACAGUUUAAAGUGCAGUGAACUUGCAAAUUCCCUGGCAAACAACCUCUUAUUUUGACAAACAGUCUAAUGUGCUUGGUGAAUGAAGGUAUAUUCUUCUUUUGUUUGACCUAUUGUUGAAUUGUUUACUAAAGGUCUUGAUAUACUUAAAGCAAAGUCGAAAAUGGAAUCGUUCGGUUUAGACCAAAUAAAGUUUGUUUGGAACUUGUAUUAAAAAAA